AUGCCGUACUACAGUAGAAAACCUGCGCCCAUCUCGUUAGAGACGGCACUGGAGGAAGAACGACGAGAGUUACUGCGGGAGUCGGGCGAAGGCAACCACACUAAUUCCUCCUGGUACCCGCGCCGGAGCAUGCUGGACAUCGCGCCCAGUCCAGGCUUUGUCCCUCCCCGGCAUGGCUCCAUCGCCGGGAUUGGAGUGGGCGUGACUUCCCCCUCGGGCCGCAAUUAUCACCAUCACUACAAUUCUUAUCCCGCUGCCAAUACUACUACUACCUCUGCUCCCCGCCGCUCCUCGACCCCCACCACUUCUACUGCACCAUCUCCCACCACUUCCACUAAACCUCCUCCCCAUCCUCCCUCUUCGUCCACUUCGUCCAUUUCGCCCUCGACAUCACCUACGACCACCACGACGACCGCAACCUCCCCUCCGCCGCCCAGGACCACUUCUUUGGUGGCUCCUCCGUUACCACCGGCACCGAGGAAAUCCUCCGUUCAGUCCGACGGCGGCGACAAGUCCGGAGGCCCCCAAGCCGCAACCACAACCACGCACAAAUCAGGCCCUAGCAUUCGCUGGGAUUCCUCUCUCGAUAUGCCUCCUAGCGCCCGCCGUGCCAGUCAAUCUCAGGAGAAGCCUCCUGCUGCUUCCUCCUCGAAUCGUCUGCCAAGCAUGGCCGCCGUGAUGUCAGGCCUCGACAUCAAGGUUGGGUUCCCGAGCUUUGUCAGAGGUCGGGACUCUGGCCGCAGUUCCUCAUCACGAGGCAACUCGCUUGACUCGCGAGCUCCGGCGCUCCGCUCGACCCGCUCCAGUUCGCCAAAGCGUCGCUGGCUGAGCCCCGGUUCACGUAAUCAGUCGGUCGAGGCGGCAAAGCCUAUACUUGAAAGCCCGAAGGAGAGCCCGACUGAGAACCCGAUGGAAAAGUUGAAAGAGAGUAAAGAGUCACCUAAGGAGAAACAGGCAGAGAAGAAGCCUACAGAAAGCACUAAAGAACCGCUGAAAGCGAUCCCCAACGAGAAGCCAAAAGAGAGCGUGACGAUUGACAGCGCCCCGAAGGUCUCUCCCCCUCCGACCCCUCCAGCAACAUCCCAGCCAACGGUCCAGCCUCCACCAGCUCUUCAAUCCCCUCGGGAGGCGGAUGCUAAUUCCUCAGCGCCCGGAGAGCAGCGGCUCGAAAAGGACCAUUACGACAGCGAAAACAAUCCGAUCGAGACUAGUGAUGAGGACGGUGACGAAUUGUCUUCUAGCGACGAUGAGAGCCCGGACCGCGAGUCGGAAGAGAACAAACGAGGGCGGAAAGAGACAGUCGACCAUGAACCUGCCCGGAUCGCUCCGCGCACGACAACAAAGACGGCUCCAGAAUUUCACCCCAGUAACAACUCUACCGGCAAGUCUGAGUUCAUUCAUUCAGCCAAGACAGGCCCCAUCUCGAAGCCUGAUGUCCGCCCCCGAACGAGCUACGACUCCGCCUCAGCGACCAACACCCCCUUUGGCUCCGAGGACGAGGCAGAGUUGUGCGACAUUAAACGCGCUCAGAAACUCAGCAUUGAAAUGUCUGCGAUCGAUAGUUCGGUGCACAACCGAUCAAUCCGGACGAUCAUCCGCGGCGACUAUCCCAGCAUACGCGAAGAGGAAGGCGCUCGUCGCCGCCAGCGCAAGUACCUAGUGACGACGGAUCUCAGUGAGGAAUCGGUGUAUGCUUUGGAAUGGACGAUUGGUACCAUUCUGCGGGAUGGCGAUACGAUGUUCGCGGUCUGUGCCAUGCAUGACGAGACCGCUACUCCGGCAGCCGUGCAGAUUGGGGAUGGAGCCAAAGCCAUGCAGGAUGCUGCCGCGGUGGUCGGCUCGCAGACGGCCGAGACGGCGGCGAAAUCCCAGAAUGACUCCAGCUCGCACUUACCUCGGACCUUCUUCAACCGCCUGGGGACCGGCACGGACAGCAAACCCGGCUCGGUCGAUGCACGAGGCAUGUCCAAGGCGGAAUCCGAGCGCGUACGGGCGGUGGAGGUCAUUUCGCAGACGUGCGUGCGUCUCUUGCGAAAGACGCUACUGCAGGUGCGCGUGGCGGUUGAGGUAAUUCAUUGCAAGAGCCCGAAGCACAUGAUCACCGAAGCCAUUGAUGGAUUGGAUCCUACGCUAGUAAUUGUUGGUGCCAGAGGACGAAGUGCACUAAAAGGAGUGGUCCUCGGAUCGUUUUCGAAUUACCUGGUCAUGCACUCAUCCGUACCGGUGAUGGUGGCCCGCAAGAAGCUGAAGAAACAAACCAAAAACAAAAAGAUGAACGUCCGUCUGUCCAACAAUCUAACGACGCCCAAGAAGCUGGCGUUGGCCAAAGUGGACUGA
This is a messenger RNA of Aspergillus uvarum CBS 121591, 2337 nucleotides long. RefSeq names its product universal stress protein family domain protein. The coding region runs from base 1 to 2337 and encodes 778 amino acids. Lineage: Eukaryota; Fungi; Ascomycota; Eurotiomycetes; Eurotiales; Aspergillaceae. The record is from RefSeq and is a predicted model, not a curated record. The transcript has 4 exons.